This is a messenger RNA of Bactrocera tryoni, 2491 nucleotides long. RefSeq lists its product as uncharacterized. Lineage: Eukaryota; Metazoa; Arthropoda; Insecta; Diptera; Tephritidae. The transcript has 6 exons. The coding region runs from base 139 to 2427 and encodes 762 amino acids. Gene Ontology annotation, molecular function: potassium ion leak channel activity. Gene Ontology annotation, cellular component: membrane. Gene Ontology annotation, biological process: potassium ion transmembrane transport; stabilization of membrane potential. The record is from RefSeq and is a predicted model, not a curated record.
UAAAUUAUAUAUAAGUGCUAUUGUUUCCAAAAAAAUAACCGUUAGUUGCGAUUUGUGUUGAAUAUGCGCUCGUGCAAUUUAUUAUCAAUAAGAAGCACACAUUGAAAAGAAGUGGAAAAAUAAAUAGUUGCCGCCACCAUGUCGUCGCGGCGUGCUCAAUCCUUACCGCCACAUAUGUUGGAUCAAAAGCCGACCCGUGGAAAAUGUAUAACGGCAAUUUGUUUCUCAUGGAAAGUGAUUUCAUGCGUGGUGUCGCACGUGAUUCUCGUACUGAUGGUGGUGUCGUAUUGUGUUGGAGGCGCUUACCUAUUCCAACAUCUGGAAAAGCCACACGAAAUCGAAGUUAAAAAAGAUAUUCAAAAUCUGCGUCUCAACUUGACCGAUAAAAUUUGGCGUUUCUCCGACAAUGCCUCAGUGCUGUCCGAAACUGAUUGGAUCAACAAUGUAAAGAAGGACUUAGCCGGUUUCGAAACACAAAUAGUGACCGCCAUAAAAACGAAUGGUUGGGAUGGCGAUGAGGACGUUACGAAGUCACAGUGGACAUUUGCGGGCUCACUUUUUUACUCUAUCAUCGUUAUCACCACUAUAGGCUAUGGACAUAUAUCACCGCGGACGGACUGGGGUAAAGUUACAACCAUUUUCUAUGCCAUUGUGGGCAUACCACUUAUGUUGCUAUGUCUGUCCAAUAUUGGAGAUGUAAUGGCCACUUCUUUUAGAUUCAUAUAUUGGCGAGUUUGUUGCUAUGUUUGCACACGCGCUGCGCGACGCCCACGCCGACCACGACAACGUUCUGGACGCGGCCAACGGUAUACUUCACGUUCACAGCCGCCACCCAUACGCCGUUCAAUGCGGCUCACCCAGCGCUCGAUGGCUGAUUCGGGUUUCGGCAAUUCUGCUGGGGUACCACAUGCAUACUCCGAUCCGGAUUUGCGUUCCGGGCGAUAUGAUUACGAAGGCGGACGUAAUAGCGGACGACGACAACAUUACAGCAGCCACUCACAACGCAGCCGCCAGUUACCACCUUAUCAAUAUGACCAGCAGUAUUACGAUGAGGGUCCACGGCAGACACAAACACUUAAUCGUGGCUCAAGGUUCGGACGCAGCCUGCGUAAUCGCGAAAGCAUGCGCGGUCGACACACGGUUGAGCGUGAGCGUUACCUAGGGCAUCCCAAACAGCGACCAGAUUCCUUUGAAGAUCUUAACGCGCCACAAGCAAAGCGCUCACACAGCAUGCGAUCGGUGCGCGGAUCAAGCGCACGUCGCGACAUUGGUCCAACACCGCACUCGUUACGGCAUGACGCACGUGAAGCACAUGAAUUACGCGAGGCGCCGCCACGCGAAUCGAGAGAAAUGCGCGAAAUCAAUAGAAUGAAUCCGCGCGCCAUGCAACGCGGUCGUUCAGUGCCGCAUGCGCCACCUGCGGCACGCGCGAAAUCCGUAGAUCCGCGCAUGCACUACGACGACGCCGUCGAUGAGGAAGUUGUGCGCAAGACGCCCAUCAUUCCCAAUCGCUAUGCAAUUGAUGAACUCGACCAUUAUCGCGAUCACCAUCGCGAGCCUCGCGGCAAGCACAUGCCGCGCAGUCAGUCAAUGCCCCGCUCGGCGCUGCAAAAAAAUGGUUAUAACAAAGAUCAACGUAGUAACGGUGUUAGUUCGUAUCAUUCGCAUCAGAAUCAGCCGCGUCACGCAUCUCCGCAGCCACCACAUCGCCAACACUCUGGACAUCACUCGCAUUAUGGCGAUCGCUUGGAAUUGCCCGAGUUCACUCACCCUCAAAUGAACCACACAAAACGCGGUCGCUCACCGGCGCCUAUCGAUGAUUACGACGAUGAAUACGAUGAUUACUAUUUAGAUGAUCGUGAUGUAUACUAUGAUGACUACGACAAUCGUGAAAUGGCGUAUCAACCCAGGCAUAGAGAUCGGCGGUAUCGUAGAGAACGUCCGGAACGCUUGCCGCCUUCACCGCGCAUCAUGUCUCCCAUGGGCUUCCCGGUAAAGCGUCAGGUACGUCCCCGCUACAGCUAUGAUUACGAUGACGACUCGAACUAUGGUGACGAUUGGAGUGACUACUACGGUGAUAUAUCGCCAAAGGAUCGCCCAGUGCCGAUCUGGCUUUGUGUAUUUUUGGUCAUCAGCUAUAUUUUGGGUGGCGCGGUACUUUUUGCUUACUGGGAGAAAUGGUCGUUUCUGGACUCUGCCUAUUUCUGUUUCAUAACUUUAACCACAAUCGGUUUUGGCGACUUCGUGCCCGCUAAGGGUGUGAAAGACGAAUCGGAGCAGUCCAUCGCUUACUGUUCGCUAUAUUUGCUCUUCGGCAUAGCGCUUCUGGCGAUGAGCUUCAACCUGGUGCAAGAAGAGUUCAUUUGCAAUGUCAAAGAGGUGGCGCGACGCUUGGGAAUUUUAAAGGAUGAAGAAGACGACGAUUAAAGUGUGACGAGAAAUUGUUUAUUUUUAUUUUGAUUUUCCGUUUUUGUUUUACAAAUCAGCAAAG